UCGUGAGCUCCUUCGUCUUCAACCUUAAAGCUUCGAUUUUUCUUCGAAGAUUCUGCUCCUUCCUCGGACGCAGCAGUGUGAUUCAUCGUCGAUCAUCUCCUGUCCUGAUCUGGUGAUUUUGUUUGGUGUUAAUUCAGAUUUUCAGAUGGGGAGCGAAUAAUUUCUGGAAGCUUCAUUCAUUUUCUUCGCUGGUCAAGUCGCUGCUCCUCUUCUUGCCGUCGCCGGUGCGCUCGCGCCCGAGUAAUUCUCCGUGCAUGUCAGAAAGAUGGUGGUUGCAUUCAUUUGGAGUCUGCAAGAUUUAUGGCCUUUCUCGGUAUUCAAGAACGAUGACCUGAGGGCUUCCAAGCAAUUGGUGAGCAAACUUUCGAUUCCUGAGCAGACCAAACAAUUUGUUUUUGCAGUUCGGGAUCCUGAAACGCAAUCCGUAAUUUACAUACUUUCCGCUUUGAAUUUGUCUGAGCGAUCGGCUUUUGACGCUGAGUGUCUUAUUAAAGAGAUUAAACCGGACGCUGUGGUGGUUCAGUCGGAUCUUUCUCUGGCGACAGAAAUCACGUCCGAAGAAAAUGGACUGGAAGAUGGUGUUGCAGCCCCACUGCCCACUUCCUCUCUUGGUGUAAUCAAAAGGUGUUUUAUUGACAAGAUUGGAAAGGAGAAUUAUGAGUCAGUGGCAGGCAAUUUUGUGCUGCGUAAGAUUUUUGGGACUAGUUUUCACGGACACUUGGUAGCCGCGAAGAAAGCGGCAGAGGAUGUAGGAUCCUCAUUUAUUUUGCUUGAAUCGCCAUUAGGGAAGUGUUCCUGGGGUAGCCCUUCUGGUGAAGUCGAUGCCGUAAAUCAUUUCCAAAGUUUCGUUAGUAGUUUAGUUCCUCAGAAAGGUGCCUCUAUAGCCCCUUUGACUUUGAAGAGGUUUUCCUUGAGUAAUGAUGUUCGACCACAACUAGUAAAAGUCCUAUCGUUCUAUAUGGAUCCACAAUUGCUUGGUCAGUCCCCUCCGGUUUCAGAACGGGAUUCGAUAGAAAUUCAGCCGAGUAGUGAUUAUGAGGCCCCAGCUUUUGCGAAGUCACUCUAUCCAUUACUUGAGGACUUGCACAAUAUAUUCAUUGAUCUCCCAUCAAUUGGGAAAGCGCUAGCAAAUGUUCAAAAGAUGCUAUUAGAUAUCAGCAGAGGCGAGGUUGUUGAUACAAGAAUUAUAUCUGAGGUCUACAGGUUCCGUAUUGCAGUUGAAGGGCUAAGAAUGGCUCUAAAUAACAAUGGUUUACGGCCAAUUAACAGGAAAGAUAUUUCUAGAAUGGCCAACACCAAGUUCUCAGAACUUCCGGUUGAGGAACAGUCUCAUGUGCUCUUUGCACAGGCCCUUCGUAGUCAGACUGAUAAGUAUAAGACCAUAGUUGCACUAGUCGAUGCUAGUGGUUUAGCAGGUCUUAGGAAACACUGGAAUACCCCUCUUCCUCCUGAAGUCAAAGAUUUGGUUGAAGAACUAGUAACAAAUUGUGAUGUUGAAAAGGUUACCUCAAAUCAAAACAACAAGAGGCGAUUAUUGACAGAGAAGCCUAUGGUGGCAAUGGGGGCCGGAGCAACAGUAGUUUUGGGGGCUUCCUCUCUGAGCAAAGCAGUACCGGCAUCAACUCUGAUGAAGCUUGUAACUCUCAAAGUUUCAACUCCACUCAAAUUCUUUCUUAGCCAAACACAGAAAGCAUUGGCAUUUGCCCUUGGGCCAUCAAAAGCUGUGGUUCCUGGGGUUGCAAGUUCCGGAGCCAAAACAUCUAGUGUCCUCAAGGCAACUUUGUCAGCUGAGAAAAUUCGAGCUGUUGCACAUAGUGUUAUAGCCUCUGCUGAAAGAACCAGUGUCUCAGCUAUGAGAACUGCAUUCUAUGAGAUAAUGAGGAAGCGUAAGAUGCGGCCGUUGGUCUUACCUUGGGCUACGUUCGUAGGUAGUGUUGGUACAUGCACUGGCUUGCUAUUGUAUGGAGAUGGGAUUGAGUGUGCUGUUGAAUCUGCACCUGCAGCCCCCUCCAUAGCCAGUUUGGGUCGGGGAAUUGAGCACUUACAUCAUAUGUCUCAAAUGGCAGUGCAAACAGAAGGAACUAGAAUUCAGAAGUCCAUAGAAUCUUUAAUAAAUAGAUUUAAGAAGGCAAAAGUUUGAUAAUGAUAGAAAAUAACUUUUUCCUUUUUUGGGUUGAGAGGAAAGGAGAAGAAAUAACUUUCUUUGAAUAGUUGUUAGGGUUGACCUUCAUAAAGUGAAUAUGACAACCUGUCGCAGGACUUCAGGAAAUUCUUGUGUGUAUAUAUAUUCGUGUCAUGCAAUUUUUGAUUAUGUUUUGGUCUGUAUAAAGCGUCUAUGUGGUCAUGUGCUGUGUUUUCUACUGUUUAUACUUGAAUUAUUACAGAAGGAAAUUAAAUAUUUCCUAACCAACAACUAUGUUCAAAUUCUUUGGUGCAUAGAAGUUAAGGUAUGUAUUGCUACA
Neltuma alba is the source of this 2462-nucleotide messenger RNA. RefSeq lists its product as uncharacterized. The record is from RefSeq and is a predicted model, not a curated record. NCBI's taxonomy places the organism in Eukaryota, Viridiplantae, Streptophyta, Magnoliopsida, Fabales, Fabaceae.